GAACCACCAGCACCACCUCCCUGCACAAAGUGUGGGGAGCCAGGAAAGGAAGUGGUGUGGGACAGCCAUCUCCAGCUCUAUAGGCCUGGAGAUGGAGUUGCCUGGGAAUGGUUGGGUGUCAUUCCCAAAAUUGAGGACGCUGGGCAGGGCGAAGAUGUCCAUCCACACAUUUUUUCACUAAAGAAUUAUUUGAAAAAAGGAGCGAUCGAAUUGGUCGAAGUCCCUGAGGAACAAACUCAAGAAGGCAGUGAGGAUGCUGACAAGAGCUGUGGGAAGAAUCCGUCGGAUAUGAAGAAGGUGCCAUAUGGGAUGAAUCGACAGGUCACGCAGUCGGCCGGGGUCCACAGGAUGUUGCCAGUAGAUGCCAGAAAGACGAAUCGGCAGCUGAAGCUGCUGGCAGGGCGCUACAGAGUUUGGGUUGUUCGGGGUGCUAUUAAGCGUUUUGGUCGAGGCAGCAAGUCUGCAGCGAAGGGCUCGGGCACUCCAUCUUCAAAGACAAAGGACAUUCCAUCAGUGGGGAACCUUUUAACCUGCGAAGCCAUGCCGCGUGUUGCAUCUCGGAAGAAGGAUGAUGUCCUCUCCUCCAGUGUUGAGGCCAAUUGGUUCAAUGCUUGGGAACAUAUGGACGAGAUGCGGAAGUACUGUGCUGAUUGGCGUGGGCAUCGUUGGCUCCAGGUUUUGGACGUCUUUUCGUAUGGUAAAGGGAUGCAAGCUGUGGUGGGCACCAUGCCUUGCGCAUCCUACGACAUACGUUUAGACCGAAAGCGGCACGACAUUACCAGCCGCAGGGGAGUCUUUCUCUUGCUAGGGCUGGGAAUGUGCCUAGCAUAUGGUGGUUUGAUCACAUGUGCUCCGCCUUGUAGCCUGAGCAUUUUCCUCAGUUGCUCAGUGCAUCUCCGACAUCUUCUCGGACCUCUCGGGGUGGCUGCGCUGAGUUGCCUGCAGAUGUUCCGCACCUUCUCCCUCUUGGUUGAACAGCCAAAAAGUUCCUGGAUGUUUUGCUUGGAGGAAUUUAUCCAGCUGGCUGCGGAGCGCGGGUUGCACAAGUACCUGACGUAUUUGGGCCACUGGGCUACAUGGGUCCUCACGGACAUGGUGGGCGACAGCUUUGUUGUUAAGAUGAGCAAAAAGACCAAGAUCCGAUGCCAAAGGAAUGCGGCCAAGUACUACAAGAAGGAUUCUAAGGGAGGCAGAACCCGGGUGCACGGGAAAAAAGCACUUGGGCUGACGGCAAAGUGGCCGCGCCGAUUCUGUUUGCAAAUCUUCAAGAUUUGGAUGCAGCAAAGGAACUCAGACCAGACUCAAGCACCUGGGCCAACCGAUUUAAUUUCACCGAUUUCGCCUUCAAUCAUGCCAUCAAGCCUCUACCAGCGAUUGAAGAAGGUUCAGGUACAGGAGAAACAUGAGGGUGGCAAGAACUUUGACCAGUAUUCACUCGACCAGCUCAAGCAGAUGAAGGUGGCAUUCGGCCAAGUAGGCCGUGGCUCUACAUUCAUUCACAUGUGGGAUACAAACCAGUCAUGGGUUGGCUGGGUGGUGUCACAUUUUGAGAAGUCGCCUCAGGAGGAACAUGCUAUCUUCAUCCACUUUGUGACUCUCAUGAUUGAGCGCCUGGAGAUGAGUGGAGAAAAAGUGAAGGUUCCAGUGAAGACGGUUAUCAGUGAGGAUCUCCUCGAAGCUCGCUUGUGCCGACUCGAGAGCAUUUGUGGCUUGGAGCCAUUGACUCAUGUGGACGAGGUGCUAGCGAGGCAGACAAACAACAAGGCAAGGUCUGAGCUGAUGGUCAGCAAGUUUGGGCGAUGGGCUGGUGUGCUAGCGAGGCAGACAAACAACAAGGCAAGGUCUGAGCUGAUGGUCAGCAAGUUUGGGCGAUGGGCUGGUGCCGGUAAGGGCCUUGAAUCACAUGAGGUGCUAGCGAGGCAGACAAACAACAAGGCAAGGUCUGAGCUGAUGGUCAGCAAGUUUGGGCGAUGGGCUGGUGUGCUAGCGAGGCAGACAAACAACAAGGCAAGGUCUGAGCUGAUGGUCAGCAAGUUUGGGCGAUGGGCUGGUGCCGGGAAGGGCCUUGAAUCAAUGAGGUUACCAAUAACCAUUCCAGACCCCAUCAUGUGGGGAUAUGGCUUAACUUUGGGAGACUUCCAGUCAAGGGUGCUAGCGAGGCAGACAAACAACAAGGUGCUAGCGAGGCAGACAAACAACAAGGCAAGGUCUGAGCUGAUGGUCAGCAAGUUUGGGCGAUGGGCUGGUGCCGGGAAGGGCCUUGAAUCAAUGAGGUCUGAGCUGAUGGUCAGCAAGUUUGGGCGAUGGGCUGGUGCCGGGAAGGGCCUUGUGCUAGCGAGGCAGACAAACAACAAGGCAAGGUCUGAGCUGAUGGUCAGCAAGUUUGGGCGAUGGGCUGGUGCCGGGAAGGGCCUUGAAUCUAUCAGGUUGCCAAUAACCAUUCCAGACCCCAUCAUGUGGGGAUAUGGCUUAACUUUGGGCGGCGUGAGUUCUCGUGAUCUCUUGGCGUGGGGAUUGCGCUGCAGCAUGCCAAACCAGUGGCUGGAGUUUCCAGAUGUGCUGCUCUACUGUUACUCCAAGAACGUUCCCUUGCAGAUCCUCGUGUGGCACGAAGGCCACAUGAGUCGUGAAAAGCAAGUGCAAGAUGGAAUGAAGUUUGCAAGGGAGAUCUUGGGCUCUGCAGAUGGAGGUGAGGCUGACGAAAACCCUUGUGGUGACCCUGAGAAGAGCCAGCGUGUUGGCAUCUUGUGUGCUGCAGACUAUGCUGGUGAUGUGGGCAUCGAGCGCUGUGUGCACUGGGUCCCUGGUUGGCUUCGAUCAGCCGAUGACCCUCCAGACCUUUUCGACCAGUUGUGCAAGGACAGCGAGUGUGCAAUGCAGAAGAGGAUUGAACAGCUGGGGAGCCCACCGGCAGAUGCAUCAAAGAGUGAGGAGGCCUAUGUCAGAAAGGUCGCACAUUCUGAGGAGGUGGACAGGAUCACAUCGAGCCACCACAACCUCACCCAGAUGCAGUUGGCUCUAUGGAAUGAUUUCAGAAUUGCAGCCAAAGGAACAGUCGGAGACGGAAACUGUGGCAUUGAAAUGCUGUUGUCUUUCAAUGAGAACACUCCUGUGACACAGGGAGAGAUGGCAUCAAGAGGAGACAUGCUGGACAUCAUCACAGCAUACCGGAAAGAGCUCCAGCGGCUGUGGCAACAAGUGAGUGAAUUGGAGUUCUGGCAGGAUCUUUGGCAGAAAUGCGUGGGCAAUCGAGUCAAUAUGGAUCAGUGGAAGGAGUUGCUCCAGCCAGCGCCAUGCACCCCAAUAGCUACCCCACCUCGGGGCGAGAGGAAGCAGAACAGAGAAGCUUCAGUGACACCGCCGAAGAGCUUUGCUCCUGGCAAACUUCUUGCGAUCGGGGAAGGCGAGCCAGAGAUGCAAGAAGUUGUUGUCGAAGCAGGAGAACCCCCGCAGAAGAAGGCGAAGCCUACAGGGAAACCGAGAGCUCCAUCUGAAGUCAUCAAGUUUGAAAACUACUUCCCCAAGUUCCUUGCCGAGAGAGGCUUGACCUACCGAGAGUGGAUCUCAGAGCACAAGAGAACUGGGGUGCACUUGCCGCGUGGCAAAGAAGUUUGCCCCACGGGCUUUUGGCACGACUUCUUGGACAUAGUAGUGGCUCGUUCAAGGAAAGGGCAAGAGCCGGGGGCCAAGGGCGCAUGGCCAUCUGACUGUGCCACAUGCCAAUCAACCUUGGAGCGGCGCAAGCUGGGCCAUUCGGAGCUUAUUGCUGGUCUUGCUGCUGUCCGACAGCAAGUGGACAAGGAUUUGAAGAUUUUGGAGACCCAAGGGCGAGUGCCUUUGAAGGCAUUGAAGCGCAAGGUCCACCAAUUGGAGAGCGAUCCAGCAGCCAGCACACCUGCCAAAGGCAUCAAGGCUGAGCGUGUCAAGGUAGAGGUGAAGAGUGAGCCGGCAGGCACUGCUGGUCAAUUGGUGAAAGUAGAGAAAGCAGAGCAACCCAAUCCCGGUCCUGGAGAACAGCCGGCACCAGCGGAGGAAGAGCCGAUGGAAACCACCAUGGGCCUGAAAGAACUCCUAGCUUUUCAUCGGUUGACAAAGUUGGAGAAGAACUCGAAUGGGAAAAAAUUCCCUGUCGAGUGCAAGUACUGCAACUGCAUCUUUGAAGGACGAAAUCGAGCCAAGGUGGCGCAACACACCAACGGUUUGGAACAUCGUCGAAAGUGGACAGCAGAUGUUUACGGAAGUAGCCUUCAACCUUUGGCUGAUGUGAGUCCAAUGGAUGAAGUGGCUAGGGGUGUGACCAAAGGCACUUGCAAAGGACUGCGCCUCUUGUCAUCUUUUGGGCAAAAGACACGGCUGGGCUCAUCAAUGCUCCCGGUAUGGCAAGAGUACAUCAAGUACGCCAACCUGAACAAACCUGACGGGCCUGCUGGCAAUGCCUGCCAUUCAGUGACGGCACUUUGCAACACUGGUGAUUGGAUUCUUAGAUCAGCCAAGUGCAAGAAGGACAAUGUUGUAGUGCAUGUUGAUGGAGAUGACCAAGUGUGUGAAGAAUGCUGCAGCCUGGGUAGCCAGCAACGAUACCUUCACAAGGUGUCGGCAUUUGUCCAUUCCAUGGACGAAGGAAGGCUGCUGUACCACCGAAUGUUUGCGGAGGAGACACUGGAAGAGUUCCUGGUUGGGUUGAGGGAGUCCGCCAACUACCAGAACCGAGCAAGGUGUAUGUAUGAGGCUUCAAUUGCCAAGGAUGCAGAAUCACUGCAUCAUCGUGUUGGCUGCGUUUGGCGUGGGCGCAUGGGACAGGAGAAUACAGAAGCGAUGAACCUCUUCUUUGCCCAAUUCAUUCAACCAUGCUUGGACACAGAGCCAGGGCAUCCUGUUCAGCACAAGGCAAUCGAGCGACUCAUGGCUUUCAUGAUGAACGAUCCCAACACUUCUUCUUUGGAUGCAACUUUGGUGAAGAGCAUUAUCACCGGCAAGCUCAACAGGCACCCUGCCAUGCAGGGAGUCUUGGUUGGAUGCAUGGCAAAGUUGAGAAACUGGGAAGAAGGCAAGAGCACAAUGAGAAACCGCUAUAGAGAAGAAAGUGAGAGGCAAUUGCUGAUACAGGCGGGUGCAGAACUUUCAGCCAAUGGAGCGAACCACCAGGCUCUAGAGUUCUUCGGACUUCAGUGGAUUCACCGAAAUGAGUGGAGAGGGUGCUUAGCCAAGAUUGAAAGUUUGGGUCUACCAGUUCAUACUGCACCAGACAGUCCCAGGAUCCAGCAGAAUGACCAUGUCAUCUCGUGCCUUUUUGGAAGGUCAGACGAUUGCCCGCAGAGGCGCUUGGUAAUGUGCUUCGACCGCACAUACAUCACUGCAUGCAGCCAACUGGCUACUACAAUGAAAGGACACGUCAUGCUGGGUGGUGCACACAGGCCUGAGAAGUUCGAGGUCCCAGACGAGUCUCAAGCAGUUCUCCGCAGCCCUUCUGGCGAAGUCACAAAGGUGGUGCUCAAGAAGAACCGGACUCUGGCAAACGACAUGGAGGCAUGCAUCAUCUGGGAUUGCACCCGAAAGAAGUCCCCAACGUUUGAGUUGGCAUCUUAUCCAUGCUGUUCUGCAGCAUGCCGUGACCAACGGUUUGAAGAAGCAGCUGCAGACCUUCGGAAACGAGGCAACUGGGAAGUGUUAUGUCGAAUGGGCGAGGUUUUGAAAGCAAGUCCCAGCAUCAAACAUGUGAUUGCCGACGCACAUGGGUCCCACCAAUUCUUGGGCCGGUGGCUGCUGGGCCUUGAGGUUGCCUUGUCUGACGAACUGAAGUCAUUGGUGCCGUUUUUUGGUGAACUGAAAUUUCAAGACCUACCCAUGUGCUGCUUCCCCAUUGGAGCCAGAGUCGCGCUCUUCCAGGGCGAAAGCAUUCAUUGGUGGCCUGGUCCUGCACACAUGCAAAAAAAAAUUGUUUCUCAAUUGAGGAGCUGCCUGGGCACGGUCCACUUUGGCAACAAGUGGUGCGAUCACAGCUCCGCGCUCGAGUUGGGCCUCUUCCCGACAUCAUACAUCGGGACAGACACGAUGUCGGACAAGCAGGCAGCGCUGUGGCUGUCACCGGCCAACUUUGUCUUCGAUCCGAACGACACCAGGCUGCAGGUACCUUGGUGCCUGCAGGGCUCAAUGGUGCUGUCAUUGGUUGGUGCGCACAUACAGGCUGCACUGCUGCAUUCUGAUCUCGAUCUGCAAUUGCGGCUGGAGACUGCGAUGACAGGAUUGUUGAUGUUGGACUUCGGUGAGUUGAUGGCCAAGGAGCGAGCCAGAAGGACUGGCUGCAAGCUGCGUGAUGUGUGGCUUGAUGCAAGACCAGCACGAAUCAUGAGGCAUGUCGCCUGCAGCGUCAUUGUGGCUUGCUGGGCAUGCAAAGCUCCGCUAUGCUUCGAGCGGCUCACGGAGCGGAACCUUGAGAAACGAUUUGGGCGUGUGCGAUCCUACUACCCGAAUGCUGCCAUGAGUGUAGGUGACUAUUGGAGAGCAAGUCUCCACUGCAUGCAGCGAGAGUUCACACAAUGGCAGGAGAAGCAACGUCCUCACCAGGCCGUCCCAAAUGAGGGCAUGACCCAAAACACGUUCUGUUCCACAGCAUCCAGAGCUUUCCAGGCAGUUCUCAAACUCUCGGCAAUGUGUUCAGACAAAACACGCGCCGAUCUCCAAGCGGCCUUCAACAUGUCCUGUGCUCAUGCACGUGGUGCUCAUGAUGAUCCAGAUUCAGAAGAAGAAGGUGAUGUGCAACAGCAGGAAGUUCCAGCACCGGAGGUUUCAAGUGUCUUCGAACGCAUCAGAGCAAGCCAUGCAUUCCAAGAGGACCCUGAAGCAGCGAAGGUGAAACCUUCAGAAGGCAAGAAGCCCGAAGAUCCAAAACUAGCUGAUGCCACUGAUGAAGUGAUCCGGCCAGUUACCACUUCUGCCAGCGAACAGAAACAUGCAGGGUUCAGGCUUACUUCAGGGAAAAAGACCCUGGGUGAGGCAUUGGCUGGUCAUGAGAACCUUGAGUCAGCAAUGGGAGAUCUUUGGCGACUCCUGUGGUUUCUCCGCAGUGGUGAAGCUGGCUCAGAUGUGGAAGUGCUUCCCAAGCCGAUGUUGAGCAGGCAGAGGGUGUUGCAUCAGCCACAGAAGUGGCAGAAUUUGGUGCAGCAUCAAAUCUCCCUCCUCGAUGCUGAUUCCAAGGCCCCAGCUGUUCGUCAAGGGCGCCAGCAAGCAUGGAUCAAGCACAUGGAGAAGACUCGUGCAGAUCAUUGCCCUACACUCCCAGAAAAUGUCACAAUCGACCGUGGAGAUGUUGUGGCAGUGCGGAUGGGAAAGGAAUGGGUUCCUGGCCUGGUGAUGAGCAUAUGGCGCAGCUUCAAAGGCUUGUGCUUGGAAGAAGGCUCUGAGAAUGUCUACAGGUGCAACUCGACCAGCCUCUGCAGCAAUGUGAAGUACGAUGCAGUCGGGCUGAAGCUGGUCGGGGAAAGACUCACAGGAAUUGAUGGAGCACGUGUGAAGCUUGAUGAGGCGAGCAGAAAAGCUUUGAAGGCGUUGUCUGAGAUGAACAUUGAGUUGGGGGACCCAUCGGACAAAACAAAGUCCACGCCAAUGCCCAAAGCCAAGUUGGGCCCCAGAUUCAUUGUUCCGAUUGUGGACAACUUCAGGCGCACCAAAAAAGGACGCAAACUCAUCGUGCAGGAAUGCUCCAAGUUGCUCACCUCACAGUCCAAACGCUUUCCUGCAAAAAGCAUGUUGGACUUGGAUGGAAAAAUCAUCAGCUGGAAAUUCAACGGUGCGGAAGGCAAAAUCAGCCUUGAUGAAUUUCUUCUCAAAGCCCCACAUGUCAUCGACAAUUUUUUUGUGCAAGUGCGACGGAAAGUGGACUACGGUGCCAAAGUUCACACGUGGCUCACGAACAUUGAAAAGGAGAUGACUCAGUCCUACCGAUUCAGACAGCUUCAGGAACUGGUGUGGACGGUUUCUGUGACGCAAUUGGCAGCCACCAAGGGAUCCAAGAAAGCUUUUGAGGACCAGAAAGAUGCAGAAGAAGAUGCCGAGACAGACAACUACGCCGAGGAGGAUGGAGAGGAGUAUGGCUCAGCUGAGGAGGAUGAUGGCCCUCUGGAGGCAGAGCACGCAGAAGACUCUGAAGAGUCUGAUUCUGACUAA
This is a messenger RNA of Cladocopium goreaui, 8163 nucleotides long. The record is from the annotation of a GenBank genome assembly. NCBI's taxonomy places the organism in Eukaryota, Dinophyceae, Suessiales, Symbiodiniaceae.